GUUAGCCAUGGGGCUCCCGGCUCACCUUUUAUUCUGCAACUCCAUCCAUGAGAUGGUACGAGACCACCACGGGCAGCACUUUUUGUCCAACUUGAGAUGCUUCAGUAAAUCCAACCUGAAUACUGGAGGAUGCCUGUCUCUUGAUGCGACAGUAUUUGUUCUUCAAGGUUUUUCCUGUAUGACAGAAAGAUUUGAACCUGAACUAUGUGAAAUGUUGUUGUCUGAUCCCAUGGUUACGACAUCUGUGCUGGUUCACAAGGCCACACUGGAGUCUGUCAAUCUGUUGAGAAAUCUCCCGAUGGACUGGAUGGACCAAUGUCUACAGGCCUUCGUCUGGGCACAGAGGACCGUGACAGGGGAGAAUGUUCCGGAAUGUUGCGAGAAGGUCAGCCCAUAUAUGAAAGCUGCUGCUGUAUUUGCACUGUGUCCUGACAGAAGGUCUGAUGAGAAACUUGUCCCAAAUCUCCAGGCUCUGGACCCACAGGUUUUGGACUUUGUCUUGGAGCUCACAAUGUGCCGCAUCACGUGGAACGUUGACAGCUGUUCCCUGCAGGACACGGCGGACAUGACACUUGUUGCUGGUCUGCUAUCUCUGCGACCCGAGUCUCUGUGCAGCUUGUUGACACACGGGGCUCAUGAGUGGACGACGCGCGUGCGACACAGUCUGGGUCUGGCGUGUUCCGGCCAGCACAGACGUUUGAGGGACUACCUGCUCCUCAGAACGUUGGAGAAGCUAGCCCUGACAGACCUGUGCAGAAGGGGCUCCCAAGUGCCCUCUUGUGUCCUGUCUGCCUACUGUCAGCUGCUGGGACAUUAUUUUGAAGACACAGAUUUCGUCUCUCAGACUCUGCUCCGACACACUGACCCUGUCCUGUACAGAAAGGUUCUCCACAAGAGAUAGGACGAGAACUGAGAGCCCGGAUCUUGUGUCAUGUUCUUCACAAGAGAUAGGACAAGAACUGACAGCCAGGAUCUUGUGUCAUGUUCUUCACAAGAGAUAGGACAAGAACUGACAGCCAGGAUCUUGUGUCAUGUUCUUCACAAGAGAUAGGACAAGAACUGACAGCCAGGAUCUUGUGUCAUGUUCUUCAAAAGAGAUAGGACAAGAACUGACAGCCCGGAUCUUCUAUGUGAGGCAGCGUGGUGGAAUCAGGCUCUCGUCAAUUUUUGGGCAUGUAGAGUUA
This is a messenger RNA of Aplysia californica (California sea hare), 1184 nucleotides long. RefSeq lists its product as uncharacterized. Lineage: Eukaryota; Metazoa; Mollusca; Gastropoda; Aplysiida; Aplysiidae. The record is from RefSeq and is a predicted model, not a curated record.